AUGGAAGAAAAUAGAGAAGACCAUGGCCUUGCAGAAGGCAAGAUUUUGUCUAUCUGGAUGAUUUUGUUUGUGGCAUUAAUUUUGUUGCCUUCGAUGUUUCGAGUGUCACUGGGGAUUUCUCAUUUCUAUGUGAAAAUUGUAAUUAAAAUAUUAGAGUGGGCCACCCUGCAGAUUGAGGAGGGAGUAAAAAAGCAGAAGGCGAUGGCACUUGAAAAUUUAAUCUCCACUGGGAUCAUCCAGAGAGAUGAGACCCCCAUGGAAGAGGAGAUUGUUGGCCGGUACCAAGGAUGUUUCAGCCUUGCUGAUAUCAUGUACUUCUCCAAGAAGGGCUGCGAGGCAGUUGCAGAAGAUGAAGUCACUCCACGGUUCUGCUCCGAGGAGCUGCUGUCCUGGAAUCUCCUCAGCAGAACCAAUGCCAACUUGCACCAUGUCAGUUGGAAACUGGCUGCUGUGUGGGUCACUGGCAUCAUAAUUCGGUAUUGCCUCCUGCUGCCUUUCCGCAUCUGCUUGUCUGUUUUCAGUGUCCUGUUGCUGGUGUUGGCCACUACAGUAGUAGGACAGUUCCCAAAUGGCAGAGUUAAAGGCUGGCUGAGCAACCAGGUCCAGAUGAUAUGUGCCACCUUAGGUGUCCGAUGUCUGAGUGGCCUCGUUCAUUUCCACAACAGGGAAAACAAACCACAGGAAGGAGGCAUCUGUGUUGCCAACCACACAUCUCCACUAGAUGUUCUAAUCCUGGCCAGUGAUGGAUGCUAUUCCUUGGUUGGCCAGGUACAUGGAGGGUUUAUGGGACUUAUUCAAAAAUCCUGCAUGCAAACCUCUCAGCAUGUCUUGUUUGAACGCUCAGAAAUGAAAGACCGUCACCUGGUGAGGAAAAAAAUUAGAGAACACAUUGCAGAUAAGGCCAAGUUACCCAUUUUAAUUUUCCCAGAAGGCACCUGCAUUAACAACACAUCAGUAAUGAUGUUUAAGAAGGGAAGCUUUGAGGUAGGAGGAACCAUCCAUCCAGUAGCAAUCAAGUAUGACCCUCGCUUUGGAGAUGCCUUCUGGAACAGCACAAAGCAUUCCGUGAUGACCUAUGCUUUUAAUGUGUUAACCAGCUGGGCUAUUGUCUGCAAUGUGUGGUACCUGCCACCGAUGGUCAAAGAGGAAGAAGAAGAUGCUGUUCACUUUGCUGACAGAGUGAAGGCUGUCAUUGCUGCUCAGGCAGGAAUGUCUGUGCUUCCUUGGGAUGGGGGACUGAAAAGGAAAAAGGUCAAAGAGUCUUUCAAGGAAGAGCAACAGAAAAAAUAUUGCCAGAUAGUAAUACAAAAUGUAUCUGUGGAAAACAGAAAUAUUUGUUAAAUGCUAUUUAUUUUAUCUCAUUUUUCCAUGACUUAUCUCUACCAGAGAAUAGACUGUUUUUAUAUUAAACCCAACAUGUUUUCCUUCUGUCCCUGUAAGAUAUUUUGCAUGUGACA
Pseudopodoces humilis (Tibetan ground-tit) is the source of this 1457-nucleotide messenger RNA. RefSeq names its product glycerol-3-phosphate acyltransferase 3. Lineage: Eukaryota; Metazoa; Chordata; Aves; Passeriformes; Paridae. Gene Ontology annotation, molecular function: glycerol-3-phosphate O-acyltransferase activity. The record is from RefSeq and is a predicted model, not a curated record. Gene Ontology annotation, cellular component: endoplasmic reticulum. Gene Ontology annotation, biological process: triglyceride biosynthetic process.